Lindgomyces ingoldianus is the source of this 1702-nucleotide messenger RNA. RefSeq names its product exoglucanase-like protein 1 precursor. The coding region runs from base 168 to 1541 and encodes 457 amino acids. Gene Ontology annotation, biological process: carbohydrate metabolic process. The record is from RefSeq and is a predicted model, not a curated record. Gene Ontology annotation, molecular function: hydrolase activity, hydrolyzing O-glycosyl compounds. The transcript has 3 exons. NCBI's taxonomy places the organism in Eukaryota, Fungi, Ascomycota, Dothideomycetes, Pleosporales, Lindgomycetaceae.
UGGUAAUACUCUAUGGCGAAGUCGAUGGUUGGAGGCGCUCCCCCCCCUAAGACACCAUUCAAGCUAUUAAGCAUGUAGACUGCAGAUGGCUGACGACGUAUAUAAGGGUAGAUUCCCUAUGUCUUGAAGCUCCUCAGCAUCCAAGAGCAAUUCAUCGAUCCGCCAUUAUGUACAAAUCACUCGCCCUCGCUUCUCUCUCCCUCUUUGGGGCUGUCAGUGCCCAGCAAGUCGGCACUCAGCAGACCGAGACUCACCCAAAGAUGUCCUGGAAGACCUGCACUGGCAAGGGCGGAACUAGCUGCACGACCAAGAGUGCCUCCAUCACUCUCGACUCGAACUGGAGAUGGGCUCAUCUCACCAGCGGCUACACCAACUGCUACACAGAUAACGCCUGGAACACCACCUCCUGCAAGGACGGUGCGGCAUGCGCGAAGAACUGUGCCAUCGAUGGUGCCGACUAUUCUGGCACAUACGGCAUCACUGCCGGUAGCGAUGCUCUUACCCUGAAGUUCGUCACCAAGGGCUCGUACUCGACAAACAUUGGAUCCCGAACCUACCUUAUGGAAUCCGACAGCAAAUAUCAGAUGUUCAAUUUGAUUGGCAAGGAGUUCACUUUCGAUGUGGAUGUCUCCAAGCUUCCCUGUGGCCUGAACGGUGCUCUGUACUUCGUUGAAAUGGCGGCUGAUGGUGGCAUGGGCAAAGGAAACAACAAGGCUGGUGCUAAAUACGGAACUGGUUACUGUGAUGCUCAGUGCCCCCACGAUAUCAAGUGGAUCAAUGGCGAGGCUAACUCCGCUGGCUGGGUGCCAUCUAGCAACGACAAGAACGCUGGAAGCGGCACAUGGGGAGCCUGCUGUCCAGAAAUGGAUAUUUGGGAGGGAAAUUCCAUUUCUACUGCCUAUACUCCCCAUCCCUGUAGUGGCAAUGGGCUGGUCAGGUGUGAGGGCACUGACUGCGGUGAUGGUGACAAUCGAUAUGGAGGUAUCUGCGACAAGGAUGGUUGUGACUUCAACAGCUACCGCAUGGGUGUCAAGGACUUCUACGGCCCGGGAAUGACUCUCGAUACUAAUAAGAAGAUGACGGUGGUUACUCAGUUUGUCGGGUCCGGAUCCAGUCUCUCUGAGAUCAAGCGCUUCUACGUUCAGGGCGGCAAGGUCUUCAAGAACAGCGAAUCGGCAAUCUCUGGUAUCACUGGUAACUCUAUCUCCGAUGCUUGGUGCGAGCAGCAGAAGACCGUUUUCGGUGACACCUCUUCGUACAAGGCCAAAGGUGGACUGAACGCGAUGGCUGCUUCCCUUGCCCGCGGCCACGUCCUAGUCAUGUCUCUGUGGGACGACCAUGCGGUCAACAUGCUCUGGCUCGACUCCACCUACCCCACCGACAAGGACGCAUCCACCCCCGGUGUCGGCCGUGGUACUUGUGCUACCAGCUCCGGCAAGCCGGAGGACGUUGAGGCCAACUCUCCCAAUGCCCAGGUCAUCUACUCCAACAUCCGCUUCGGUCCAAUUGGAUCCACCUUCGAUGAGGCCGCGGCCAAAUAAGUUAUUUAGGGGAUCACUUUAAGAGAGAUCUCGCAUAACGGGUUAGAGCUUAGAUCCUAGAGCUAUGUAAGCAUCCAAAAUCUGGGGGUUUCAUUAUACUUUUCUGAUGUAUAUGUUUCGGAGGUGAAUGUAGGAGACACAAAACUGCAUCUAUAAAGGAG